AUGUGGGCGCAGAACUGGGAAUCGAUAUUCCCCGCAGUGUCCGAAUUCAAGACAAAGUCUUUGGACGUCACGGACGAGAUGUUGAAGGUGAGUCAUCCAAGAUUAUGUAUUUCCUGCCAUAUGUUUUUCAUCCACACGUACGUGUUCCCGGUUAUUCGUCCUUCGCAGCAAAAUUACACUGUCCGCCGAAUGUUCGAGAUUUCCGACAAGUUCUUUGAAGACCUCGGGCUAAUAAGUGUCAACGACGGAGCCGCUGAUUUCUACGGAUUAUCCAUGCUGGAGAGACCGGAAGACGGGCGUGAAGUUGUUUGUCAUGCGUCCGCUUGGGAUUUCUCCGCCACGAACAAGCUUCCUGGAGACUUCAGAAUCAAGAUGUGCACCAGAGUCAACAUGAACGAUCUCAUCGUCGUGCACCAUGAACUCGGUCAUAUUCAAUACGGAUUCCAGUAUGUAAAUCAGUCCCGGUUAUUCCGAGGUGGGGCAAAUCCAGGUUUCCAUGAGGCCAUCGGUGAUACUCUGGCGUUAUCAGUGUCAACCCCGAAACACCUCAAGUCCAUUGGAUUGCUCAGCGAGGAUUUCAAGGUGGACGAUGAAGCUGAGCUUGCUUUUUUGCUCAGGAUGGCGCUGGAGAAAGUCGCCUUUUUACCUUAUAGCUACGCUAUGGAUUUAUACCGCUGGAAAAUAUUUGAUGGAUCCAUCACCUCUGAGAAUUUGAAUUCUGAGUGGUGGAAACUCAGGAAGUUACUGGAAGCUGGGAGUUCCAAGCCUUGGAAGGAAACCUUGUUCCAGCUGACGGGGAGAAGGGAAAUGUCCGUUCAGCCACUGCUCAACUAUUUCAAAAAGCUACGCGACUACAUCCAGAAGUAUUUGAAGACCAACAACGUGCCGGUCGGGUGGGAGAAUUCA
Notodromas monacha is the source of this 906-nucleotide messenger RNA. NCBI's taxonomy places the organism in Eukaryota, Metazoa, Arthropoda, Ostracoda, Podocopida, Cyprididae. The record is from the annotation of a GenBank genome assembly.